Molecule: messenger RNA, 1247 nt
Organism: Ochotona princeps (American pika)
Lineage: Eukaryota; Metazoa; Chordata; Mammalia; Lagomorpha; Ochotonidae
Gene: SLC35G1
Product: solute carrier family 35 member G1
Exons: 3
Coding region: 1-1122 (373 amino acids)
Biological process (GO): calcium ion export across plasma membrane; regulation of cytosolic calcium ion concentration
Cellular component (GO): endoplasmic reticulum membrane; plasma membrane
Source: RefSeq, a predicted model, not a curated record
AUGCGGUCCCAGGACGGCGCCGGGGAGCCCAGCGAACUGGCGGAGCCCGCCGAGGGGGCCGAGCCCGGGCUGGUGCUGACUGUCGAGGCGGCCCCGGGCGCGGGCGAGGAGCCGUCGGCCGCGGAGGCUGAGGAGACGGCCGGCGGCGACGGCAGGUGCUGGCUGUGCCGUUCCUCGCCGUGCUGUUCGCGCGCGGAGCCGGAAGCCAAGAAGAAAGCACCCUGUCCUGGACUUGGCUUGUUUUACACAUUAUUAUCUGCCUUCCUUUUCUCAGUGGGCUCUUUAUUUGUUAAAAAAGUGCAAGACGUCCAUGCUGUAGAACUUAGUGCAUUUCGAUGUGUGUUCCAAAUGCUAGUUAUUAUCCCUUGCUUAAUAUACAGAAAAACUGGGUUUAUAGGCCCAAAAGAUCAACGCAUUUUCCUCGUUCUCAGAGGACUCCUUGGUUCUUCCGCCAUGAUCCUAUUAUACUAUGCUUACAAGACAACGUCCCUCGCCGAUGCCACAGUUAUCACGUUUAGCUGCCCCAUGUUCACGGCUUUGUUUGCGUGGAUAUUUCUCAAGGAAAAAUAUAGCCUGUGGGAUGCUUUUUUCACCUUUUUCACGAUCGUUGGAGUGAUUCUUAUCGUGAGACCACCAUUUCUGUUUGGCUCCAACACUUCUGGGACAGAAGGAAACUAUACAGUCCGUCUUUUGGGCACAUUAGCAGCGGUUGCAAGUGCUGUGUUCGCUGCCAUGACUCUAGUUAUCCUCAGGAAAAUGGGAAAAUCUGUGGACUACUUUUUGAGCAUCUGGUAUUACGUAAUCAUUGGCCUCGUGGAAAGUGUCAUUGUCCUCUUCGUGAUAGGAGGGUGGAGUCUGCCCCCCUGUGGGAUAGACAGACUUUUUCUCAUCCUCAUUGGGCUCUUUGGUUUGGGGGGUCAGAUAUUUCUCACAAAAGCAGUUCAGAUAGAAAAGGCAGGGCCUGUAGCAAUAAUGAGGACAAUGGAUGUGGUAUUUGCUUUCAUCUUUCAGAUCAUUUUCUUUAAUGAUAUGCCAUCAUGGUGGACAGUGGGUGGUGCUUUCUGUGUGGUAGCCAGUAGUGUUGGAGCAGCCACUCGGAAAUGGAUCCAGAAUUCCAAAUGAAACACCAUUGCUGAUUUUGUUUUAAAACUAUCACCCAUUUCAGACACGACAGCAUACACACACACCCACAACUUGAAAAUCUGCAUUUAUUAAUUGACUUUUAUCCAAUAAAUUUUGUAAAUUAA